GGAGUUUAGCUCACCAGAUGGGGUCGGCCCCCAAAGUCGGCAUCAUGAGAGGCUUCGUACGGCGCGCCCAAGAGGUUAUCCGUUCCCCUCUCUUCCAACGGCGGGAGAGCAACGAGGAGCGCGAUGGCCAUCCCUCUCCCCUCUCUCGUUGUUCCGCGAAACUGUAGGUCUCCUCUCUUGGAAUCCCAUCUCAGGAGCUCGGAGGUCGUCAAGAAAUGGCGGAUUGGAGCCUCUUCCGCUGCCCCUGGGGUCGAUCUGAAGGCCCUCGAGGCCGCCAUUGCCAAGAAAGAUAGUAAUGCUGUUAAAGAGAUACUUGAUCAACUAAGCCAAAUUGGUUGGGCCAAGAAAUGGAGUUCUCAACCAUAUGUAUCACGUCGUACGACAUCCCUUCGGGAACUGACUACUCUGGGAAUAAAAAAUGCAGAGAACCUUGCAAUUCCAAGUGUGAGGAAUGAUGCAGCUUUUCUUUUUACAGUAGUGGGAGUGACAGGAUUUCUUGGUGUCAUUGCUGGUCAGCUUCCUGGGGAUUGGGGUUUCUUCGUGCCCUACCUACUCGGGAGUAUCUCAUUGAUUGUUUUGGCCAUAGGGAGCAUUUCUCCUGGCCUUCUUCAGGCUGCAAUUGGUGGAUUUUCUUCAUUUUUCCCUGAUUACCAAGAGAGGAUUGCUAGACAUGAAGCUGCUCAUUUCUUAGUUGCCUACUUGAUUGGCUUGCCUAUCUUGGGAUAUUCACUGGACAUUGGAAAAGAACAUGUCAAUCUGGUUGAUGAGAGUUUAGAAAAGCUGGUGUACAGUGGGCAACUUGAUGAUAAAGAACUGGACAGGUUGGCUGUUGUGUCAAUGGCUGGACUUGCAGCUGAAGGUCUUAAAUAUGAUAAGGUUGUUGGUCAAUCAGCAGAUCUUUUCACUCUUCAGAGAUUUAUAAAUAGGAGCAAACCACAAAUUAGCAAAGAGCAGCAAAAAAACCUAACAAGAUGGGCAGUCUUGUUUGCUGGAUCACUCCUGAAGAACAAUGCUGUAGCUUAUGAAGCUCUCAUGUCUGCCAUGUCAAAGAAGGCUAGUGUAUUGGAGUGCAUCGAAGCAAUAGAGAAUGUUUCUUGAAAGGUUGUUUGAUCAAAUCUCUAUGAUUUGUUAAACAGAAGUGAGUUCAGCUACUGUUAUGCCGCUUCACAAUUUGAUUGUUUCACACAAUUGGACGUGGCAGAAGGAAAUUCAUUGUAUAGGUCCCUUUGGAAAUUGGAAACAUUACAUGGUACUAUGUUCUUUUGACAGGAAAUGCAAGGAAACAUCUCUCCACAGCCUGCUA
Messenger RNA from Elaeis guineensis (African oil palm), 1303 nucleotides. RefSeq lists its product as uncharacterized. Gene Ontology annotation, biological process: proteolysis. NCBI's taxonomy places the organism in Eukaryota, Viridiplantae, Streptophyta, Magnoliopsida, Arecales, Arecaceae. The record is from RefSeq and is a predicted model, not a curated record. Gene Ontology annotation, molecular function: ATP-dependent peptidase activity; ATP binding; metalloendopeptidase activity.